UGCGCAAUGGAAUAAAGUCCUCAAAAUUGAAAUGUGACAUUGCUCUCAACAUCUCCCAUCUCUCUGGAUUUCUUUUUGCCUCAUUAUUCCUGCUAACCAAUUCAUUUCCAGACUUUGUACUUCAGAAGCAAUGGGAAAAAUCAGCAGUCUUCCAACCCAAUUAUUUAAGUGCUGCUUUUGUGAUUUCUUGAAGGUAAAGAUGCGCAUCAUGUCGUCAUCGCAUCUCUUCUACCUGGCCCUCUGCCUGCUCACCUUCACCAGCUCCGCCACCGCUGGACCGGAGACGCUGUGUGGGGCAGAGCUGGUGGACGCUCUUCAGUUCGUGUGUGGAGACAGGGGCUUUUAUUUCAACAAGCCCACAGGGUACGGCUCCAGCAGUCGGCGGGUGCCUCAGACAGGCAUCGUGGACGAGUGCUGCUUCCGGAGCUGUGAUCUGAGGAGGCUGGAGAUGUACUGCGCACCCCUCAAGCCCACCAAGUCGGCCCGCUCUGUCCGUGCCCAGCGCCACACUGACAUGCCCAAGACUCAGAAGGAAGUACAUUUGAAGAACGCAAGUAGAGGGAGUGCAGGAGGCAAGAACUACAGAAUGUAGGAAGACCCUCCUGAGGAGUGAAGAAUGACAUGGCAUCGCAGAAUCCUUUACUCUGCACCAGUUACCUGUUAAACAUUGGAAUACCUACCAAAAAAAAUAAGUUUGACAGCAUUUCAAGGAUGGGCAUUCCUCCCCA
Messenger RNA from Cynocephalus volans (Philippine flying lemur), 728 nucleotides. RefSeq names its product insulin like growth factor 1 (gene IGF1). The coding region runs from base 131 to 592 and encodes 153 amino acids. Gene Ontology annotation, biological process: cell population proliferation; negative regulation of apoptotic process; insulin-like growth factor receptor signaling pathway. Gene Ontology annotation, molecular function: insulin-like growth factor receptor binding; hormone activity; growth factor activity. The transcript has 4 exons. The record is from RefSeq and is a predicted model, not a curated record. Lineage: Eukaryota; Metazoa; Chordata; Mammalia; Dermoptera; Cynocephalidae. Gene Ontology annotation, cellular component: extracellular region.